Molecule: messenger RNA, 5442 nt
Organism: Photinus pyralis (common eastern firefly)
Lineage: Eukaryota; Metazoa; Arthropoda; Insecta; Coleoptera; Lampyridae
Gene: Imp
Product: insulin-like growth factor 2 mRNA-binding protein 1
Exons: 8
Coding region: 53-1606 (517 amino acids)
Biological process (GO): regulation of gene expression; nervous system development
Cellular component (GO): cytoplasm; cytosol; nucleus
Molecular function (GO): mRNA 3'-UTR binding
Source: RefSeq, a predicted model, not a curated record
UACUUUCGCGUUAUUUUGUUGUUUACUUCUGUUCGAAUUUAAUUUGGCUUUUAUGACUUCUCGCUUGCUUAUGUCAAAAGCAACAUCAAAAAUUAUAUUAUCAAAUCUUCCGCCUAAUUUGAGGUUCGAGGACAUCGAUCAUUUAUUGAGUCAACACGGUAGGGUAGUGUCCUGUGAUAAGCUCACGUCAAAAGAUCCAAGCACGCAAACCGUACAGAUUACGUAUGAAUCUGCCGAACAAGCACAACAGGCUGUGACGCACCUCAAUGGUGUUCAGCUGGAUGGAAACCAAAUCAAGGUGGAGCUAGCGAUGGAUAAAAGGGGAGGCCGCCGAGGUCCGAGAAUUCCCGGCGGAGCUCCUUUCGGAAAUCUUCCCGGCCAAAGUCGACAGACGGAUUUUCCACUUCGUAUACUUGUUCAGAGUGAUAUGGUGGGGGCCAUAAUUGGUAGGCAGGGUUCGACGAUAAGACAAAUAACGCAACAAACAAGAGCACGAGUAGACGUACACCGUAAGGAUAAUGUAGGAUCGUUAGAAAAAGCAAUUACAAUAUAUGGGAAUCCGGAAAAUUGCACGAACGCCUGCAAGCGUAUUUUAGAAGUAAUGCAACAAGAAGCAAACAACACGAAUAAGGGCGAAAUAUCCUUAAAAAUUUUGGCUCAUAACAACUUAAUCGGACGAAUUAUUGGCAAAGGAGGGAACACGAUUAAAAGAAUUAUGCAAGAAACCGACACUAAAAUUACCGUUUCAAGUAUCAACGACAUUAACUCUUUUAAUUUAGAGCGUAUCAUUACUGUUAAGGGAAGCAUCGAUAAUAUGAGCAAAUCGGAGGCGCAAAUUAGUGCUAAACUUAGGCAGAGUUAUGAGAAUGACCUUCAGGCCAUGGCACCUCAGACGAUGAUGUUCCCAGGUCUACAUCCCAUGGCUAUGAUGGCUACGGCAGGUAGUAUCGGAUACGGAUCCAGGGGUUUGUAUGCAGGUCAAGCCCCAUAUCCAGGGAUGUAUCCGGCAGGAGCGCCGUCCGGUGCGGGCGACAGCCAGGAGACAACAUUCUUAUAUAUUCCUAAUAACGCAGUCGGUGCUAUUAUUGGUACUAAAGGGUCACACAUACGUAAUAUUAUCCGUUUUUCUGGCGCGUCCGUCAAAAUCGCUCCACUAGAUGAAAGCAAACCGCAAGAUACGCAAACGGAACGGAAAGUAACAAUAGUGGGGUCCCCAGAAGCACAGUGGAAGGCUCAGUAUUUAAUAUUUGAGAAAAUGCGCGAAGAGGGAUUCGUAGCAGGAUCGGAUGAUGUAAGGUUAACUGUUGAAAUAAUGGUUCCUAGUUCGCAGGUUGGUCGUAUUAUCGGUAAGGGUGGCCAAAAUGUUCGUGAACUCCAAAGAGUAACUGGAAGUGUAAUCAAACUGCCAGAACAAGGUUCAUCGCCUCAAGAAGACGAAACCAUAGUUCAUAUCAUUGGUCCAUUCUUUAGUGUUCAAUCCGCUCAGCGACGUAUACGAGCAAUGGUGCUCCAAUCGGUGGUACCACCUCAGGGUAGGCAACGAGGUCGACGGUCCUCGAAAGAACACGGAGAACCAUCGGAAACAUUGCCACAACCUCAGCCAUAACGCAUCUCUACUGCUCACUGCCUCAUGCGCACGUUUUUGCAUACCUUAUUGUACAUAACAUCUCGAGGCCUUCCACUAGUGCAGUAUCAUUGUAUCGUCGUCGUUAUCUCAUUCGUUUUAAUGCGUGAGUGUAAAACAUCGCAUUUACCUCAAAACCAAUUAAAUACCUCUACAAGUGCAUUUCUAACGCAACGUUUUAAAAUGCGAAUAAUAAUAACGAUAGUAAUAUUUUAUUGAUUGUUACGCUUAGUUAGAUUUUCUUUUUAUUUAAUUUGUUCGGUAUUAAAUUAAAAUUUUAAAUUUUGUUAAUAAUAUUUUAGUGGAAAGUUAAGAGAGGAACUGGAAUAUGGUAUCUUAAACAGCGUGUUGCUACACUUCAAUCUACCUCAUAAAAUCAAAAAUCUAUUAGAUACAAAUAACUUACCAUAGUAAAUUUCCGCAUAUAUACAGAACCCAACCAUAUUAACCUCAGUUUAUAACAGAUUUAAAUACUUAUAUUUCACAAUCUCAUGGUGCAUAUUAAUAGUAAAUAUAUAACAGAAUCAACGGAAUAGAAUACCAAAGACUUAAUGGAUUGUAAGAAAUUUAAUGGAGUAACAAUUUGCAUUAUUUCUUGGUAGCCCAAUAAUCGACACUUACUGCUAAAUUAAAACGACAAAAAGCUUAGAGCCGUUCGAUCACAGAAUAACACAGAAAACACAUCACAUGAAAUGCUAGGCCAUUAGAAAUUCCAACCAGACGGCCAGAAAGUUCCUCGGCACAUUUCUAAAGCAGUGUGUGACGCGGAAGGUCAGAAGAUAAGGACAGAAGUUUGCUUUCUGCUUCGCAUGCUGGAAUUAUUGUGGCUGUUGUUAAAUUAUCGGGUGUGAAUGCGUGAAUAAAACUAUUCUUGGACGUUUAUUUUGCUCGUUGUGUACUAUAAGUGCGCGGUGAAGGCGACACGACGGGCGUUCACUCUAGGUCAUCUACCAAGAAUCGAAACUGUUUGAGUGUGAAUGUGAAGACAUUUUUUAACUAUUACAUUAUUGUUAGGAGAUUGUUAAAAAAAUGUUCAAAAUGUUUCUUAAAAAAAUUUUUUGUAGACACACCGCCGUGACUAUAUUGUUUGUUUAAAGGCGUACGCGAGGUGUCUACAAAGAGCUGUGAUUGUUACAAAAUACUACCAGAUAAGACGAGUGAGGCUUAGCUUCGCAUUGGCCGAUCCAUCUUGCGUCAAGGUUGGUCGUGCCACGAUAGUACAAACUCGGGAGGUAUAGAUAGGGCCUUUUGCGGCCAGUCGGUUCGUAGCCGGCAUCUUGUAAAAAAAAUUAUUUUUGAUAAAAUUGUUUGUUGGGGAGGAUAUUUUUUGUUAGAUUUUUAAAAAUUUAAGAUUAAAUAGCGAAACCGCUAUUUAGAAAUUUGUGAAAAAAAUGGAUAUAUUAUAUAAUAUAUAUUUAUUUAUAAAAAAAUUAAAUUAUUUGUACAGAUUUUUAAAGUGUGCCAAAGUGCGAAAUGUUACCAGAUUUUUAGAAAAAUUAAAAUUUUUUCAAGGGUACAUGUAUUUAUAAGGGCAGACUAUGGCUUAACAAGCACACAACAGGAAUGUGCAAUUCCGCACAGUCAUACUUUCUUUCGGACACAAUCAAGUUAAUCGUACAAAUUGCGCGAGUACAAAAAAAGAUGCUAGUUCUAAAUUAACCAUUACGCUAAUUAGAUCAAUCCAUUUAUUUCACAUAAAAUAUUUAACAAAAUUUUGACCAACGAAAAUCUAACACAUCCGUAUUUUCAAGUAUAAAAAACAACAGUCUUGGGACAAUAGAGUUAACAACAACUCUGUGCUGUAUUUAUUAUAUGUAAUUGUAUACCCCCCCCCCCCCCAAAGUAAACAUGAUUGUUAUUUAAAGACAUACAAAUCUCCAUCCGAGACGUCUCACCUUGGCCAACAAUAAGUAGUCGGUCCUUCUAUUUAUACUUUACUUUAAUUUGAUAAAACGAAAGUUUCAACUUCUCGUUGGCCACUGUGACCGUUUCCAAAACAUUAAAACUAUCUAUGCUGCGUUCUUGGCCCUCCAAGUAAGACUUUGAUUCGCCACAUUAAAAAUUUAGUGACUGUAUAUCUAGAUUUUGCCAAUACAACACAUAGUGGAACCUCUCCUGCAUGUCAAAAUCUGACCUGUUACAUUUAUACAUUCAUAAUUCUGUGAAAACAGACAGAGGGGUGCAGGCCACAACUUGCUUUAAGAAAUACCUACAAAAUUCAGCCGAUCCACAACCACGAUAUUUCAGUCGGUACUUACUACGUUGGUUGUUAGGUAACUGCUGCUAAAAUUCGUAUCUCGUUACGGAUACUACAUAAUUACAUAUGUUAAUCUAAUAAAUAGUGCCUAACCGAACCUGUUAUUGUGAAUAGUUUUGACGUUUGUUUCUAUUUUUUGUCAGUUCGCAAUUGGUGUAUUUCCCGUUUUAUUGUUAAUACUUAAUAGUAUAUUGCAGAAGAAGCAUGGGCAUUAUUGUGAGAAAGAGUAUAUACUUUUAUAUAUUUUAAAGUUUUAUCACGGGAUUUUGUUUUUUUUUGCAUGUUAUUGAUCGUUUUCUCGCUCAAAUAUAUUCACAAAACAGGAAAAAUAAAAAAGAUAGAUAUAGUUUAAAUUGCAUUUGAUGGUUACUUCAUAUAAGUUGGUAGAAUAUUAUUCAAACUUUAGGCUGCAUUCUUUAUAUUAUAGCAAUGUUGUUAUUUUGCAGUUGUAAAAAUUGUUGAUCGUUUCUCUAAAAUUAUUCAAACGUGAUGUAUCCAAUUGUUAAGAUAAUCUUUCUAAAGCAACAUUGUUAAGUAAAAAGAACUGGCCUAAUUCUAAACCAUAAAUGCAAAGGUGUAAUUAUUACAAUAGCUUAAUGAUGUUAAUGGGUGUACAUGAAAUCAAAAAUUAUAUCAAUAGUUAUAGUAUGUGUUAUUUCAACAGGUAAAAAGAUUUACGCCUUUUUUCUUGAAUGUACAAUUACUUUUCAAUUGCUAUAGUUUAGAAUACACGUUGCUGGACGGAGACUGACUUGCAAACCAGCCGUUGUAGAUUUAAUGCCUUAGUGUCGGAUAAAUUCAUCACUGCACUAAACUAAUGCACCUUGAAAAUACAGCUUGUCUGUCUGUAAAUUACAUACUUAAAUCAAAUAUGAGUUAACCUUAUCCGACCUAAGAAUAAACUACCUCAGUAAUUAAAUACGUUUCUAUAAAAAGUAAUUUGUUAUUCAUUUUUUUUUCUUUGGGUAGCAGUAAUUUAAGAUAAAUUUUACUGGGAGAAUACUAUUUUAAGCAAAAUCACAAUUUUUGUAAAUCUUACUCGAAAUUCUUGUGUCAGUGUGCCAUUCUUUUGUGUAUGUCCAUUGUGGUUUAUUUUAUAAUCUUCACUGUGCAAAUAGAGUUUUAAUUUCUAUUUACGUACCACAUUAUAUACCUAGUGAAAUUGUAUCGAAAUAUCUUGUCAAACUUAAACAUAAUUAAAAUUCUGGAUGUGUUUACGUCAACUGUAAUAGUAAUAUGAAUGUGUUUAGUAGUGUCCAUAUGAAUUUAUUUCAUAAUCCUUGCAACGGGACUUUGGGAAUGGUGUAAUGAAAUUUUUGCUCAGGUAAUUAACUCAGGAGACUUUGCCGAAUUAUUAUGUUAUUGUAGGCGACUAAUUACUGGAAUUAUCUCAAGUUGCAUAAUUAUGAAUAACUAAUUAUGGUUACAUGCAUUAAACACAAACAAUAUGUAUAUAUACCUACCUUCGAUAUCUGUCAUACACUUUUUACAGUUUAUUGGCAUACUUGUAACACUAACUUAAAAAAUUCAAUUAUUUCAGUUCAAUAAAUAGUGUUCCCUU